CCUGACUUCCGCUUUGGGAAGUUCCACGUCCCGGCAAGACCUACCCAAAAGGGGGGGGGGAGGAAAGAGCAUCGUGACGUCACCAGCAAGGCAUGCCGGGGUUUGUAGUCUCUCUUGAAGGGAGCGGGGACCAGAAACAUAGAAGUGUGCUGAGGGAAAGCUGAGGUGAAUUUUUCCCCCAGAGGGAAGGAGAGUGACCUCAUGCUUUUCAAUCACCUCAGAGGAAUGGAAGUAGCCAAGUUUGCCACCCUUUGGACCACAACAGGUGAAAUCACAUUGUAGAUAACCCGCCUUUCUGAAGUGCAAUGAAGAAUCCAGAAUGAGGAAUGGCUGGGGAACAGGAGGCUAAUCAACCCCCUGGGAGGAGUAAUUGUCCUGGUUCAUUUAAGGUAAACAGCUAUAGGAAGCGAAAUAACAGCAGAACCAGAAGACAGAGAAAGAAAAGAAUGCUAACAUGCUCAGUUGACACAGCAGACCCAGAAGAUAUCCUGUCAAUGGAAAAUCUAGUUCUCUCUGAGACAGAAGUUAUACUGAAAGAUUUGGACCAAAUUCUCAAGCAUGUUGCAGAUACCUUCAAGCCUUCUUUUGAGUCGUUUGCGGAUGGGGAAGACAAUGAUUUAAGGGAAAAGGUAACUAACUGCUGCACUGAAUUCACUGAAAAAAAGCCAAUGGAAAUCAACACUCAAGAGGACUGUGUUAUAAUUGAUGGGAAAACUUUGAAGGCUGGAGAGUGCAUUGAGAGCAUAACAGACAGGUUUAAGGAAAUAGAUUCUUUAAUGGCUGAAUUCCAAGACAGCUUGUAGCACUGAUAAGAGAAAAGCUAUUAUACUAUUACAGCUUUAAAGUGCAUCCUUUUUCACAUGUAGCUGGAGAUUCUUAACAGCAGUUUAACAAUAUGGUUAGUUUGAUAUUCAGUUCAUUUUUACUAUGUUUUCCCCGCGUUCUUUGAGAAAAUUGAUAUCAAACUUAGUUUCUGAAGAUUACAAACUCGAUUUAAUGGCUAAAGUGUGUGUUUUUAGAAUUUGUUUAAUAAAGAUGUAUUUUCCUUGGU
Molecule: messenger RNA, 1051 nt
Organism: Anolis carolinensis (green anole)
Lineage: Eukaryota; Metazoa; Chordata; Lepidosauria; Squamata; Anolidae
Gene: zcwpw2
Product: zinc finger CW-type and PWWP domain containing 2
Exons: 6
Coding region: 327-803 (158 amino acids)
Source: RefSeq, a predicted model, not a curated record